GAUGUGUUUUUACUUAAAACAACCCAUCUGCUUCCAACAAUGAGGCCACAUUUGUCUGAUGAAGAGAACAUAAUCUGAGGCUCUUGUCCUACAACUACAUAAUGAUUCACUGGAUAUCUCUCCAAACACGCCGGUAUCCCGCGUGCCAGCUCCUACACCUUUGGACAAUUUCGCAGAAACUGUCGCAAAACUCUUUGCCGUAAAAUGUGCCUAAAUGCGGCCCUGUCGUAAGGUAGAGGGAGGGGCGCGCGCGCGCGAGAGAGAGAGAUAGAGAGAGAUUACAGAAACCACAAACAGAAACCUACCUAAAAAUCACCGGAAACAUUCUUCCAAAAGCCGAAACCGCAUUUAUCGGUAACAACAUGGAGGAUUUCAGUAUCGAUCAGAAAAAGCUUCCUGGCGUCAAAGAGGUGUGUCGUGAGUUUGCUGUGCUGGAGGAUCACUGCCUGGCCCAUAACCUUCAAGAACAAGAAAUUGAGAGCCACCUGGCCUCCAACAUCCACAAGAGUCGUCUGGUGCGGCAGGACCUCCGCGUGGCCAAGCGUCUCCAAGAAGAAGAGGACCAGCGGGCCAAAGCCCAGAGCCAGAAACAGCACCAAGACAUUGAACGCAAUGACAACGAAAUAGCACAAGAGAUUCAGGAGCAGCUGGUCCGGCAGGCCGAGAAGCAGAAGCAGCAGGAGGCUAAGGAUGAGGCCAUUGCUCGUAAGCUGCAGGAGCGAGAGAUGAAAGAGGAACGGAAGAGGCAGAAACAGCUGGAGGCCAAACUGGAAGAACAGUACUAUGAAGACAAAGGAGCUUACCGACCCCCUUCAGACCCUCGUCUGGAAUGCUUAGACUCUGAUUUGCCAGUGUCCGGCAGAGAAAGGUAUAGGGAGAUAAGCCAAGGUCAAUCUCCAGAUCGCUGGCCUCAAAAAUCAGAACAAAACAGACGACUGGACAAAUACCAAGAAUAUUACACUGUUGAAGGUGAGCCCUCAAGAGUCUCAGAGCAUCUGAAAUCUGAGCAGAACCAAGGGAAAAAUGAAGGCAAAGCAAGAAGGCAAGUGGCUGAGCACCACGUCUCAGAGGUAAGGACUAAAUACCCAGAGGAAUACUUGGCUGGAAGAAACAGACACGCAGAAGCAGAGCUGCGGUACCAGGAUGAGCGAGCAUAUAGAGAUGACCUGUAUAACAGGGACAGAACAAGGAGAAGAGAUCGGGAUCAAGAGCGAGAACGAGACCGAAGGAAAAAAGGAGAUAAAAUACAAUACAGUGACAAAAGUCAAGAAAAGCUGAAUAAGGACCCCGGUGGAGACAGACUCCGGCAAAAAGAAGCGGACUUUGGACAAAACGGCUACAGACACAGAAGCAGAGAUAGAGACCUGGACUUGGAAAUAGAAAAACCUGGACGUAAGGAGAGAAUAAGGGAUGGAGACAGACAUCGGAGUAGGGACAGAAGUAGAGGCCGAGAGUUAGAUGGUCGCUUUUUGGAAGAAAGCGAGGAGAAUGCAGACUACAGCAACAGGCAGAGGCUCUACAGCAGUGAUGAGGUGUUUGAGGAACCCAGCACUAGAAGUCUCUCUAAAGGGCAUAGCCCCAGAUUCAGAGGACGAGGCGUGCAGGAGGAGUAUGGGAUGAGAGAAGCAAUGCACAGUUUGUCUCAGAUCGAUCUGCGAGCCCAGGAGGUCAAGGACAUGGAGGUGGCACGCAGACUACAGGAAGAGGAGCUCUUGGCAAGUAAACUUGACAAGCGAGCUGCUCAAGUUGCACAAGAUGAGGAAAUUGCUCGACGAUUAAUGGAGGAAGAGGAAAGGGAGUACAAGAAGUCUCGAGAGAAGGAGAGACAGCAGAGACGAGCUGAUGGAGACUCCAGGCCCACAGAGGAGGAAAUGGCCCGACCACGAACGCGAGAGGAGUAUGACUACCAAAAGGCUCGGAAUCCCAAACCAUCCAGACCUCCAUCACACAUCCAUAACUAUGUGAAUGUGGACCCCAGUUACGAUUAUUCAGAUAACUACUCCCCUCGCCCGCCUUCCAGACCUGAAGCUGCUUACAAAGGUGCCUACUACAGACAGUGACUUGAGGCCCUUGCUGUCAUGAUUUGUGCAGUACUUCUGUUUUUUUUCUUCUUCACUUUUUCGAAGAUUCUGCUAGCGGGAGGUUGCUGGGUCUGUUUUUUGCGCUGAUCUCAUAUAAACCACCAAGUCCAAACUUUUGAAUACAAGCGCGUAUCGUCCUAGCUCCAUGUGCACGAUGAUUAAGCCCCUAUUUCCUGUGUGUGUUUGAAAUUUUCUGACAGAUUUUUUUAAUUUAUUUUUAAUUUAUGUUUUGUAAAAAAAGACACAAGUCAUAUCAUUUACUUUUUUAGAUAAUAUUAUGUUGUUGUGAUAUCAGUGUUGUUAUGAGUAAAUGUAUUUACUGCCAUCAGCUGUACCAGAAAACCAACAACUGAUGUACACUUCACUUCCUUUUCACACCAGCAGGGGUGUGUCCUGCGUAGAAAGAAACAUAAACGCAGAUCAGGAGUGAGUAUUUAUUUACUUCUCGUUAUGCCAUGUGGCUGAUUGUUUUCGACCCAUUUUGAUCUCAGCCAUUACAAGGAUUUUAGAUCCAUCUGCAUUUUUUUUUCAGGGAAAUGUAUGACACGCUUAUUUGGACUGCAUGUGUAGAAUGGAAAAACACACAUCAGAUAAAUUCCUUUGGUACAGUAUUAGUGCCUCUACUAUACAAGUGUUUAGUUGCCAGUACUGUCUUACAUUCAUCACCAUGAAAACAUCACGUAUCUAUCAUUGAAGGUUUGAACAAGCUAAUUAUGCUGAAGUAAAGUUACUUGAGUAUUAUUCGACCCUUUUUUCUAAACUGAAUAGAUGAUCAUUUAUGGAAUUUUUUUAAGUGCUUGCUGUAAAGUGAUUCUGCUUCAAGUGCUGUCAUUUCGAGGGGCAAGAAAUCUGAUUUACAUAUAUAUCUGUGUUUGAAGAGGCAAUAAAAAAAAUCAGCGUGAUGAUAUUCCUGCUCAGAAAAGGCCUUGAGAGUCACUUUUUUGUUAUACAAUCAAAUGCUGUAUGUCCUUGUGAUCAACCAUGAACGUUUGUAUCUUGCACAUUAUAUCAGGAGUAACACUGGCCAAGUAUGAUUUAAAUAAGAAAUAAAUGGUUUUUAAGUAUGA
This is a messenger RNA of Hemibagrus wyckioides, 3148 nucleotides long. RefSeq names its product coiled-coil domain containing 50a (gene ccdc50a). The transcript is spliced from 12 exons. Lineage: Eukaryota; Metazoa; Chordata; Actinopteri; Siluriformes; Bagridae. The record is from RefSeq and is a predicted model, not a curated record. The coding region runs from base 363 to 2060 and encodes 565 amino acids. Gene Ontology annotation, molecular function: ubiquitin protein ligase binding. Gene Ontology annotation, cellular component: cytoplasm.